AUGCUCUUUCAAUUCGUACGCCAUUCUUGUCAAUUUCAAGAAUCCAUUACAUGUAGAAGAACACUCCUUCACGCGUUUCAUUCACAAAACCCUAACCAAAACGCCUAUCUUAGCCAUGAGAAAUCGGGUGCUGAUAAAUUUAGGGUUUUGAAUCGUUUUGGUAGCGGUAGGGAUUUUGAUUCGUCUGUAGAAUUGGGCGAUGAAGUUGAUUUUAAGCUUUCGAGAGAUUACAUUGGGAAUGGUCAAGAAAUUGGGUGUUUCAGAAGGGUAGAAAACAACGGGGAUGAAACACAACACCCAUUGGUUAAAGAAGUUAGUAGAUUAAUCGAUCAACGAUCCACAUGGACCCCAAAUUUCGAAGAGGAAUUGAGACAUUUGAUUCGAAGUUUGAAGACUCAGCAAGUUUGUGCUGUGCUACGGGAUCAGAAGGAUGCACGGGUUGCGUUGCAAUUGUUUUACUGGGCGGACCGGCAAUGGCGCUACCAGCAUCACCCCAUUGUUUAUAACGCAAUGCUCGAGAUUCUUGGAAGAACUAGUUUGUAUCAAGGUGCUAAACGAGUUAUUCGCCUUAUGGCUCGUAGAAGAAUCCGGCUUCGUGCAGAAGUUUUUGGUUACUUGAUGAUGGCAUACAGCCGGGCUGGCCAUUGGAGGAAAUCGUUGCAGGUUUUCUCGAUGAUGGAGAAGGCUAAGAUCGAGCCUAAUUUGGUUAUAUAUAACAUUGCAGUUUAUGUUUUGGUGAAAGCUAGUAAAUUGGAAAUGGCAUUGAAGAUAUUAGAAAGGAUGGAAUUGGUGGACAUUGCACCUAAUGUUGUGACUUACAAUUGCUUGAUCAAAGGUUACUGUGAUGCUGAUCGUAUUGAAGACGCAAUGGAUUUGAUCAGAGAUAUGGUGGCAAAAGGGUGUGCGCCCGAUAAGGUAUGUUACCAUACGGUGAUGGGUUUUUACUGUAAAACGAAUAGGAUCAAAGAUAUUAGGAUUUUGAUGAAGAAAAUGUUGAAUGAAAGCAAGUUAAUCCCUGAUCAGGUUACUUAUAAUAUGCUAAUUCAUAUGCUUUCUAAGUAUGGUUAUGGAGUUGAGGCGAUUUGUUUUCUGAGGGAAGCCGAAGAAAAAGGGUUUUCUUUUGAUAAGGUCGAGUAUAGUGCGAUUAUCCAUUCUUUUUGUCAAGUGGGGAACAUAGAGAAAGCGAAAGAACUUGUUAAUGAGAUGUACACUAAGGGUUGUAAACCGGAUAUAGUCACUUACACCGAUGUUAUAAAUGGUUUAUGUAAAAUGGGAAAAGUGGAUGAAGGUAAACAGUUGCUUCAAGAAAUGUUGAAGCUCGGUUGCAAGCCAAACACUGUUUCAUAUACAGUCUUGUUGAACGGCCUCUGCCAUGAUGGGAAAUCAUCAGAGGCAAAAGAGAUGUUGAAUCUGAGCGAAGAGGAAUGGUGGGUUCCAAAUUCUAUUACAUAUAGCGUUUUGAUGCAUGGUUUUAGGAGGGAAGGAAAGCUUUCCGAGGCCCAUGAUGUUGUUAAAGAUAUGAUUGGGAAAGGAUUUUUGCCACCACCGGCUGAAAUUAACCCGUUGAUCCAAUCUUUCUGUCAAGAAGGAAGACCGGAAGAUGCCAAGAAGUUGAUGGAAGAAUGUCUUAAUAAAGGAUGCACUGUUAAUGUGGUAAAUUUCACCAGUGUCAUACAUGGUUUUUGCCAAAAGGAAGAUUUCGACUCUGCCUUUUCGGUUCUUGAUGAUAUGUACCUAAAUAACAUACAACCUGAUGCAGUUACAUACACGACAAUAAUCGAUACAUUAGGAAAGAAGGGAUCCAUUGAAGAAGCGGUUGAAAUGACCAAGAAAAUGCUCCACAAAAGUUUAAUCCCGACCCCAGUUACAUACAGGGUUGUUAUACACCGAUUCUGUCAGCAUGGUAGAGUACAAGAAUUGUUGUCUUUAUUAGAGAAGAUGCUUUCAAGGCAGCCAUGGAAGACUGCUUACAAUCAAGUCAUUGAAAAACUUUGUUCAUUGGGGAAUCUUGAUGAUGCCUAUAAACUCUUGGGUAAAGUUUUGAGGACAGCUUCAAGAACUGAUGCCAAUAGUUGUCAUAUACUUAUUGAAAGUUAUUUGAAGAAGGGCGAUCCCCUUUCUUCAUAUAAAGUGGCGUGUAGAAUGUUUAGUCGUAAUCUGGUUCCUGACUUGAAACUAUGCGAGAAAGUGAGCAAAAGAUUGGUUGCAAAUCAAAUGUCACUUGAUGCAGAGAAGCUUAUGCUACGAUUUGUGGAACGGGGAAUGAUCUCUCCGAACUAUACAAAGAAAAUGCAGAGAUAGGGGUCGCUUAGCAAAACCGUUGUCCCAAAUUUUAUUGAACGGCUGCUACCAUGCUAACAGGGCUAUGUCUCAUCUUUGUUACUCCAUUUCAUUCUUUCUGAAAUAUAUGAUAUGCCUGAUUUCGACACAAGUUUUUCAAC
Molecule: messenger RNA, 2441 nt
Organism: Cynara cardunculus var. scolymus (artichoke)
Lineage: Eukaryota; Viridiplantae; Streptophyta; Magnoliopsida; Asterales; Asteraceae
Product: pentatricopeptide repeat-containing protein At1g62914, mitochondrial
Exons: 1
Coding region: 1-2301 (766 amino acids)
Molecular function (GO): protein binding
Source: RefSeq, a predicted model, not a curated record